Molecule: messenger RNA, 1257 nt
Organism: Colletotrichum phormii
Lineage: Eukaryota; Fungi; Ascomycota; Sordariomycetes; Glomerellales; Glomerellaceae
Product: aminotransferase class I and II
Exons: 2
Coding region: 1-1257 (418 amino acids)
Biological process (GO): biosynthetic process
Molecular function (GO): pyridoxal phosphate binding; catalytic activity
Source: RefSeq, a predicted model, not a curated record
AUGGUCCGGAUAUCGGCCUUCGAUGUGGAGCAAUGGAUGGACGAGUACGAGACCACCCCAGGCUGUCUCAACAUCGCCGAGACCUGCGCCGCCUCCGUCUCCGUAAAUGACCUAGUCGCCCUCUCCGAGGACAAGCACGCGCCCGGCCCCGUCGACCUCUCCACAAAGCUAGUCUAUGGCCCCAUCCGCGGCUCCGCCCGGCUCCGUCAGAGGGUCGCGGCGCUAUGCGGCGGGGCCGGGCCAGGCUCGGACGACUCAACCCCCGGCGUGCUCUGUGAAGACGACGUGCUCAUCACCCAGGGCGCCAUCGGUGCCAACUUCCUGCUGCUGUACACCUUGGUGAACCCCGGCGACCACGUAAUCUGCGUGUAUCCCACGUACCAGCAGCUCUACAGCGUCCCUGAGAGUCUUGGCGCAGAUGUCUCCCUAUGGAAGCUGAAGGAGGAGAACGGUUUCGUGCCUGACGUGACAGAACUCGAGGCCCUCGUCAAGCCCAACACGAAGAUGAUCAUCAUCAACAACCCAAACAACCCAACCGGCAUCCCCAUCCCAACCCCAGUCCUCGCCUCCCUCGUCACCUUCGCCAAAGCCCGCGACAUCAUCCUCUUCUCAGACGAAGUCUACCGGCCCCUCUUCCACAACCUCUUCUCCCCCGGCGCGGACGCGGACGCGGACGCGGACGUGCCGCCCCCGCCCCCGCCCCCGCCCCUCACAACCUUCAACUACCCCAAAGUCAUCGUCACAGGCUCCAUGUCCAAAUCUUACGCCCUAGCUGGCAUCCGUAUCGGCUGGAUCGCCUCGCCGGACAAAGCCAUUAUCCAAGCCGUCGCCUCGGCGCGCGACUACACCACCAUCAGCGUCUCGCAAAUCGACGACCAGAUCGCGUCCUACGCCUUAUCGAAACCCGUCUGGGCGCCUCUUCUGCGGCGGAAUGUCGGGCUUGCGGUUGAGAACAAGGCUUUACUUGAGGCGUUUGUGGAGAGGCAUAGGGGUGUGUGUUCGUGGGUUAGGCCGUUGGCUGGGACGACUGCGUUUAUACGUUUCACGCAUAGGGGUGGCGAGGCUAUUGAUGAUGUGAGGUUUUGUUUGGAUGUACUUGAGAAGACGAAUGUGUUUUUCGUGCCGGGGUCGAGGUGUUUUGGUCAUGGGAGGGAUUUUAAGGGGUAUGUGAGGAUUGGGUAUGUUUGUCAUACUGAGGUGCUUGUGGAGGCUUUGGAGAAGCUUGAGGCGUAUAUGCGUGUAGCGUUUCCGGAGUAA